Candidula unifasciata is the source of this 5382-nucleotide messenger RNA. The record is from the annotation of a GenBank genome assembly. NCBI's taxonomy places the organism in Eukaryota, Metazoa, Mollusca, Gastropoda, Stylommatophora, Geomitridae.
AUGGAGCAAAGAAAGCAAGAAUAUGCCCAGCUGGUGUCCAACCUGCGGGCUAAGCUGGGUGAAGAAGAGCAAGAGGAGUUGGAUAAAGCAAUCUCAGAGCUGACAAAAGUUCAGUCAGCAGAAAUCGAGAGUAUUAAUGCCACGUAUCAGUAUGAUUUGUCCUUGGAGCUGACAGCUCUGAAACUGUCCAUGGAACAAAUUUAUACCAGCAAGCUGCAGCUAGAAAUGUCAGACAUGAAGAUGAAAUAUGACCAGAGAUUGGAUAACCUUAGCAAGCAACACAAGGAAGAGAUGAACAUGCUUACAGCAAGGAGCACCAACAUAAAUUCAUCUGACAGUGUGAGUUCAUCAUUAACAGACCAGUACAACUCGUUAAUACAGCAUAUCAGCGCACAACUGGAACAAAUGUUGCAUGAAGAGCAGGAAAAGGCUGAUCUUCCUAAACAAAGUGUUGAUGGAGUUGUUAAUGGGGAACAGAAUCAAGUGCCUUCAGUACAUUUUGCUCAGGAUUUGCGUAACCUACUUCUGACUCAACAAGAAGAGGUGUUAUCUCUAAGAAGUAAGUUGCUAUCAGAGUAUGAGUCCUUGCUGCAGCAUCGUGCAGAAGUCAUGCAGAGUCAGUCCAGUCAUGUUUCAGCAUUAGAAGAACAGAUGCUGCAACUGGAGAAGCAGCGUGAUGAGGAGUUUAGAACCAAACAGGAAACUAUCCUCAGCAGUAAUGGUGAGCACAGUGAAGAAUCAGAAACACAGAGGGAAAAACUGGAGUUACAGCUGGAGGAACUCAGGUCAUAUUAUGAAGCAAAGCUUGAGCACAUGAGAAGUUCUUAUGAGAAAGAGAUGAACUUUCUCAAAGAUAACUACGAGCAACAAAUAAAAAGCCUUAUCUGCAACAGAUUAAAUGAAUCUGACAAUGAAGCAUUAGACAGUGCUAAUCUUGCUCCAUCUGCUUCAAGUUCUGAUCAACAUGAAGAUAAACCUACUAAGAUUAUACAAGCAGGUGUCAGUGAUAUAGAUUUGAAAGAUAUAUCUCAAUCUGCUGAGAUGGACCUGUCAGUUACUUUAAAAAGACUAGAAUCUGAGUUAGCUGAAAAAGAUGCCCAGUGUAAAGAACUAAUGGCCAAAUUAAAGAGUGAGGAAUUAAGGUCAAACUCACUUGAGGCAGAUGUAGCAAAUUUGAGAAAAGAACUGGAGGAUCUGCAGCAGAAAUCUUCAGAAGCACUUUCUCAGUGCUCCUAUCUUCAAGAGCUGCUUAUGCAGAAAGACACUAUCAUUGAGCAACUUGAGCUGGAGAAGGGGGAAAGUGAGAAACUUUAUAGAGACAUUCUGGAGAAGGAGUCAUCUUCGUCACGGUCACUUGUCAACAGAGAUUACCUCAGUGGUGCAGAUGGAGAUGAUUCUUUUGUUUCCGCUAGAGACGUAUUAAAAGAGACACCAUCACCACAUGCUGGCGAAGGUCCUGAUCAUCAGACAUCUGCAUGGGCUGGCCAUGAAGAAAAUAUUAACAGUAAUAACGUUUAUGAACUUGAAGGUUCUUUUCCACAUGUGCCUGUCUCAGCUGAGGAUGCCAUGGGUAAUAGUAACAAUAACAGUAACAGCAAUAACAACUACAGUGAUUCUGCCUUAGCAUCCCUGGAAGGAAUGGUGGAGAAUUUGAAGAAGCACAUUGAGGAGCUAGACCAACAGCUAAUAGAGGCUAAAGAAAGGGAGGCCAAACUUCAGGCUCAAAUUGAGGAGAAGGAGUACAGCUUCAAGGAAAUGAUAGAGAGCAUCAGAUUAGAGCUAGAGCAUGAGAGACAGAUGGAAGUGGAAACCUUGCAGUCUGAGUUUAAAGUUCAGUUGGAGAUUGAGUUAAAGAGACAGGCAGCAGAAUUAUUAAUGUCACAGUCUACGGAAGAAGCUCCAGCUGUCCAAACAGAAAGUAAAUUGCUGCAUCCAGAAGCACUGUCAUCUGGAAUAGUAGCUUCUCAGUCGGAUAAUGAACAAAGGGUCACUAGUGAAGUUUUCAGCAAGCAGAAAUCAGAACAGGAAAUGUCUGCAUUGUCUCAGCCUAAUGUGACAGAUUCUGACAAUAAACAUCAUGAUGCAUUGCAUCAGAGAUCUGAAUUUUACCUCCAGCAAGUUACUCUAGAAGCAGCACUUGUACCAGCAGAAGCUGCUGAGGUGACCAGUGGAGGUAGUGUUUCUGAACAUAUCAAUGAAGAGUCCACUGCCACUGUUUCUACAUUAUCCUGCCAAGACAACUUGGAAAUUGUAUCUCCCUCCACGCAUGUUCUGACGGUGACUGACAUGGAAAAUGUUAUUGCAAAAAUUGAAAAACAAUAUGAAGAAAGAAUUGCAGUACUAAAAGAACAAUUAGAACAGCUAAGUGAGGAAAGAGCGUUGUUGAUUUCCAGACAUCAGGAAGAAUUGGAGAGAAUCCGCAAGCAGUUGAAUGACACUGAAGAUGAAUAUGAGCAUCUUUUGGAGGAUGCCCAGAGUGGAGAGCAGAAAGAAGUGUAUCAGCUCUUGAAAGACAAAUAUGAUGAAGAACUUGAAAUCGCUAAAUCUAUUAUGCAGAAAGAAUUUGAUCAGACUCUAUCAGAAGAAAAGAAAAUGUUUGUUGAGAGACACAGACAAUUGAUGGAUGGCUUUAUGGAAGAUGGAGAAAGAAGGGAGCAGGAAGCAGAAGAAAGACAUCAUGAAGAGCUACAGACAUUGACCAGAAAGUUUGAGCAGACUGUUCAAGAUUAUGAGCAAGAAAUAGAGAAACUAAGCCAUGACCUAAAACUGUUGAGGGAUGCCAGACUUGAGGAGACAGAUGAACCAGAGGGAACCAUGAAAUCUGACCGAACAUUGCCAGAAAUUGAUGAGAUUACCUUCAGCUUUCAGGAAGUGGAUUCGAAGGCUGAUUCGUUUGAUUCUCCACGCAGCCAGGGGGCAUCUGCAGAACCCAGGCAUCACUACACGGAUGGCACUGGUGCAGUGUACCAUGGCAGCGAUGACGAAACAGAUGCUAACACACACUCCACCAUGCAAAUAAGAACAUUUGCAGAUGUUGUAAAGAUUCCUGCACCAUUGACAGUCUCAGAGAGACAAAAGUUUGAACUGAAAAUUCAACAGUUGGUAACUGAGGUGGAAAGAUUAAGACAGCAGCUAAGAGAAGCUGAACAUCGUGAGUCUGUGCUGGCACACUUGUCCAGCAGUGACACCCAAACAGGAGAUGACCCUGCCGUCAUUGCCAUGCUAAGGUCGGAGAUUGAGAGGAUCAGUGCUGAAAGGGAAAGUGUCUUGAGGACAAACAGUCGUUUGUUCAGUCUGCUGUCUGAGAAUGUAAAGACUUACAUUGGUGUGGAAGACACAAUCAACCAUAGACUCAGCCUAGUUGUGGCUGGCGCCCGGCCACCUGUGAGUCAUCCUUCUGAUGAUAUGGAGUCUCAUGAACUCAGCCAAGAUAGCCUUGACCUGCCUGGAGCAGUCGGCUUCGCAGCUCAUGAUAGUCCAGAAGCAAGAGGAGCUGCUGCACCUGAUGGAGAUCUUAGUCAGGAUAGCCAUGGCUUUGAAAACACCAGCCUGUUAUCUAAUGCCACUGAUGAGGGUCUGGAGGUGUCUCAGAGGCUUGCUGAGAGCAUCUUUGUUGGUCCUGACCUGGAUGCUGAAGGCGAAGACAUUGUAACAGAUGCCAGCGGCCGUCUUCAAAAUGCAGUAGGCCAGCUGUUGGAAUUGUUGGAGAGGUCAACUGUGCAAUUAAAGGAAGCAAAAGCUACACAGCAGGAACUCUUGGACACAUUAGCUUCAAGAGCCCAGGAAUUAGAAUUGACUAAAAUUAGAUGCAGUGAGUUGGACAGUCAGUUGACUGCUGAAAUUGAGGCCAAGGAGUACUUAGUUCUAGAGUUGCACAAGGCUGAAGGAUUAAUCUCAGGUUACAGUACAGAACGAGAGAGCAUGGAGAGUCAGAUCCAGAGUCUUGAAGAUCAGCGAGAAGUACUCAUUGUAGAAUUGGACACAACUCGAUCACGACUUCAAGAGCUCCAGCCAUCUGAGACACAUUUUGAAUCCACAGUUGAUGGUCCGUGUCAUCAGCAACCCCUGCCAAGGCAGACUACUGGCCCGGAAAUGCAAGCCAAGAAACAGCAGGACUUGUGCAUGCCUGCUGACAGCUCUCCAGUGUUGCUGGAAGAAAUUGCUAAUCUCAGCGAGGAUAAGAAAGAACUGUCCACUCAGCUACAGUACCAGAUCAACCAGUUGCAGAAACAGCUCUUGGAUCAAGAGACAGCAACAGAGGAAGCAGAGCGACGUCAUGAAGCAGCUAUUGAAGAAAGGAAUCAGGCUGUAGCAGACCUCAAGUUGCAGCUGGAGAAUGUGGAAAAGUUACUGAAAGCAAACAAAGCCUUUGUUGAAGAGCAAAUGGCAGAACGUGAACAAGAGAGAGAGGAACAUCAGCAAGAAAUUGAAAGACUUGAACAGUUACUUGAAGGGAAAGAUCGCAGUGCCACUUCUCAGCAAAGGCUUCAGUUGGAGAUUUCUGACUUGACCGAACAAUUGCAAGCUCGAACAGCCAGCCAGAGUUCCAUGCAUCAGAGAAUAUUAGACCUACAGAAGUCUCUAGAAGACAAGGAACUUAGUGCUCAUGACUUAAAGGCAUGGGUGUCCCAGCUGGAAUGUGAACUUGACCAAAGAGGAAGUGUGGAGGAGCAGCUGAAACAGAGGAUUCAUAAACUGGAGAAACAGCUGACAGAGAAGUCUGAAGAAUCUGAUGCUACAGAAGAGGAGGCUUCAAAAAGCUUGGCCAGUAAAGAGGAGAAGGGAAAUAGUCCUGUCCAGCUCUCACCUGCAAAGAAAUGCCAUUAUGCGUCAUCUGUGUCGUUGAAAGAGGAGCUGGAACGGGCUCAGUACAUUGAAGAGGAGUUGACACAUGAAAAUGUUGCCUUAAAGGAACAGCUUCAACAACAGCUGCUGCAGAUAUCUGGUCUGAGGAACCAGCUCGACCAUCUGCGCCACUAUGGAGGUAAUCAUGAGGAGUCUGAUGCAACACAGUUGCGGUUGAAACUUCAAGCAGAGAGAGACAAAGUGGAGAUAAUGGAAGAGAAGCUGAGCGAGGCACAGAACAAGUUAGACAAAUUUGAACACAUUCUGCAGACCAAAGAAGAAGAAGCUGAAGACGUCAAGACCAAAGUCUCAAGGAUUCUUGAAAUGGGAGAUGUUCACGGAGAAAAUGAAGUUCUUAAGGAAAAGCUGAAAGAACUCCAGGCUCAGUUGUUCCACUUGUCAAGUCAGGCUUCCCUUCAGGCUCUACCCCCUGAACUACUCGAAGAGAAAAAUAUUGAAAUUGAUGACCUAAAACACAAACUGCAGUUAGUAGAAACAGAACUGUCCCAAUUGAUGCAAGAGGACACCCUUCAUAAG